AUGGAUGAAUGGAAUGAGUCGAAAUCCACAACUUGCAAAGGGCAAACCCAACCGUUAAGUGGGUCUGUGUACCCAGGAGGAUCAAUGGCAGCUGUGGCUGUGGUGAAGGAAAUACUGAGAAACAUGUCCAUUCCGGUGAAGUUGCUGGAUGUGACAACACUUUCACAGCUGAGAAAAGAUGGGCAUUCAUCCAUUUAUGGGUUUGGUGGAAAUGAAGGAAAUGAUUGUAGCCAUUGGUGUCUUGCUGGUGUUCCUGAUACUUGGAAUCAGCUCUUGUAUGGAGUUCUUGUAGCUGGUAAUCGUUCAAAAAUUUGA
This is a messenger RNA of Ilex paraguariensis (yerba mate), 315 nucleotides long. NCBI's taxonomy places the organism in Eukaryota, Viridiplantae, Streptophyta, Magnoliopsida, Aquifoliales, Aquifoliaceae. The record is from the annotation of a GenBank genome assembly.